Molecule: messenger RNA, 300 nt
Organism: Oldenlandia corymbosa var. corymbosa
Lineage: Eukaryota; Viridiplantae; Streptophyta; Magnoliopsida; Gentianales; Rubiaceae
Source: the annotation of a GenBank genome assembly
AUGGCAGGAAUCAUCCACAAGAUUGAGGAAACCCUCCACAUGGGAGGAGGCAAGAAAGAAGGCGAAACCCACAAAGAAGGAGAGAAAGAUCAUCACAAGAAGGUGGAGGAAGGACACAGUGGAGGUGAGCACAAGAAGGAAGGAGUGAUGGACAAGAUCAAGGACAAAAUCCAUGGCGGUGAGGGCCAUGAUGACAAGGGUGAGAAGAAGGAGAAGAAGAAGAAGGACAAGAAGAAGCACGGUGAACACGGCGGCGAGCAUGGUGGCCACAGCAGCAGCAGCGACAGUGACAGCGAUUAA